ACGAAGCGCUUUAUUUACUUUUGUUGUCAUCUAAAGCACUUCUUUUAUUUUUUUUAUUUCAGACAUUACAUUUCCAUUUUUGACUUCAAUCGAGACAGAAUCCGUUGUAGGGCUGAGAGAGAGGUUUGUUGUAGCUCUGUUUCUGAGGGCAGCGGGUAGCGGAUCAUUAUUGAUGGCAGAGGGCAGCAGUAAUCUGAGCAGUGCUCCUCCAGGAGACCCGCAGCUCAUCGAGCUCAUAGUGCAGCACCUGAAGAACAGAGGCCUGUUUGAUGAGUUCAGACGAGACUGUCUGGCAGACGUGGACACGAAGCCAGCUUAUCAAAAUCUGCGACAGAAGGUGGACAACUUUGUGUCCAAUCAUCUCAGUACUCAAGAAUGGAGUCCGUCCAUCAACAAGAACCAAGUGAGGAAUGUCUUGAGACGAAGCGUAGUUCAGUCAGGGAUGUUGGAAUCAGGGGUGGACCGUAUCAUUACUCAGGUGGUGGACCCUAAAUUAAACCAUAUCUUCAGGCCACACAUCGAGGAUGCCAUUCAUGAUUUCCUAGCCACAGAGAAGAAAGAAGAGGGUGCAUCAAAUUCAGCCCCUGAUGCUGAGCAACAGGAAAUGACUAGCCACACUGCAGCCAAAACACAAUGAGGUACAAGGAAUCACUUUUUGCUGUCACAUGAAGAUCACCAGAAGUGGAUGAACAGAUGCUGAGCACUAGAAUACUGGAAGUUUGCACUAAUUUAAGUUGGAUUGAUUUUUUUAAGCAUGUUAAAUGAAAGCAGGUUGUCCAAUUCAUGCUUUUGAAAUCCGGUUUAGUUCUUUCAGCACAAAAGAACAACUGAAGCUGAUUUGUCCCAAUUAAAAUAAAUCCAUCUCAGAAUAACACUGAUAUGAAAUACAGCGUUUUUAUUCAGACUGAAGCCAGACAGAAAUGGUCCUUUUCAUACAGCUGGAUUUGUGAAAUGCUUCUCAAUUAUUUCUUGCAAUAUUCUAAUGGGACUCAAACGCAGCAUUUCUACAAUAAAUGUAACCUUUUUAAGAAAA
This is a messenger RNA of Carassius auratus (goldfish), 1033 nucleotides long. RefSeq names its product biorientation of chromosomes in cell division protein 1-like. The record is from RefSeq and is a predicted model, not a curated record. The coding region runs from base 173 to 637 and encodes 154 amino acids. Lineage: Eukaryota; Metazoa; Chordata; Actinopteri; Cypriniformes; Cyprinidae. The transcript is spliced from 4 exons.